This is a messenger RNA of Cherax quadricarinatus, 3702 nucleotides long. Its product is annotated as C-type lectin domain family 4 member F. The record is from RefSeq and is a predicted model, not a curated record. NCBI's taxonomy places the organism in Eukaryota, Metazoa, Arthropoda, Malacostraca, Decapoda, Parastacidae.
GUCAAUGUUCAGCAGUGAUACCACCCUGCUGCUGCCACUGUCCUCACCAGCAUUCAGCAGUGCCACCACCGUGCUACUGCCAGUGCCCUCGCCAGUGUUCAGCAGUGCCACUACCGUGCUACUGACAGUAUUCUCACCAGUGUUCAGCAGUGCCACCACCGUGCUACUGCCAGUGUCCUCGCCAGUGUUCAGUAGUGUCACCACAGUGCCACUAGCCCUCUUACACCUGUCACCUGACUUGUCGUCUCACUUAGCAGUAGUUUAACACUUUUUCUUGGAUACACACACACAGUUGCUUACAAAUUUUAUCAUAGCUUGCAAAAAUGUGGCAGAACUUCUGCAGUCAUUCUAGAUCUCAAGCUGCAUACAGCCUCUAAAGGCAUUCUAAGAUUUAUCAGACUGAUAAAAAUGUCUUCAGACUGUUAUUAAUGUGACGAGAUUAUUCAGACCUUCCCAGAGUGUUGCGUGUUGUCUGGACAGUGUUUCUCUUAUAACCUGCUCUUGUAAAAUAGAGAAAUAUCUCUUGGCUUAAUACAUUGUGUGUAUGGUUUAUCAGAUACCAUGAAGGCUCUAAUAAAUCUUCCCACUCUACCUGACUCUACUAACCUCUACCAGCCACACCCUUUAUCUCAGUCAUCAUACCCUUUGCCCCAGCCACCACACCACCACUUGUCUCAGCCAUCAUACCACUUGCCCCAGUCGUCAUAUCUCUGGUUGCAGCCAAAAUACUCCUUGCCCCAGUUGCCCCACUCUACGAACACCUUGCUACAUAGUCCUCUGGUGCUGGCCAGCCUGCUGUUGUUAAUAGGUUCCUCUAAGCGUGCCCCUAGCACCAGCUGGUCCUCCCUGGCCCACGAUGACCAUCUGCAGGCUCUCCUCUCUCACAACCUGGACGCAGUCCAUGUUAUCAACUACAACCUCUCCAGCACCUUACAACAAAGACGCCAAACAGGCUCCUUCGUGGAGAAGGAGAGGCAAGGCUGCAGGAGCCGACUAGUGAGGGAAGCCCCUCAGACGCUCUCCUCAGGGUUCCUGCCUCUACAGGAAUCCAUCGUGGCCCUUCAGGAGGCUCUCGUACGACGCCACAUCAGGAAGCAACCCACUCAAGCUGUGGAUGAGGUGCUGCGCUCCCUCUCCAUGGAACUGGAGAGGCAGAGAACUCGUCUGGAGAAGCUCAAAGGAAAGAAAGAAGGCUCAUCCUCACAUCCCAUCACUGAUAAAAAACCAUACAGCUGGUGUAGUGAACCAUUCACAGUGGUGGGUGAGGAGUGUUUCUACCUGAGUCAGACUGUCAAGCUGGCCUGGCACGAUGCUGGCACUGCCUGUGACACUAUGGGUGCCCACCUGGCCCACCCCAGCGACCUCACCCUCCUCGCAACCCACCUUAAAAACUUCCGUAGCCAGAAAAUUCGCUACUGGCUGGGAGCUUCAGACGAGGCGCUGGAGGGUGAGUGGCGCUGGGUAACUGGAGGGACUGUGGUCGCUGACUGGAGGCCAGACAACGUCAGUCGACAGGGUGAGGUGCAGGACUGUCUGACGCUGCUGCUGUCGAAGCACCGGCCUCCAUCCCUCGAUGACUACUCUUGCUGGAAGAAGAGGAACUUUAUCUGCCAGCUGGACAUUCACUGUUGACCCACUGUGACUCAUUGCAUGCAUGGCUUCCCUACAGGUUCACCGCCUUCCCAUGAAUAUAGUAUUCUUCUUUAGCAACACAGCCUACCACUCACUCUACUUCCCUUCAACACAGUCUACCACUCACUCUCUACUUCCCUUCAACACAGUCUACCACUCUCUACUUCCCUUCAACACAGCCUACCACUCACUCUACUUCCCUUCAACACAGUCUACCACUCUCUACUUCCCUUCAACACAGCCUACCACUCACUCUACUUCCCUUCAACACAGUCUACCACUCACUCUCUACUUCCCUUCAACACAAUCUUACACAUAAGUUUAAAAAAACUGAAGCCACGAAAAGUUCUUGUUAAAAUAUUAUUGGAACAUUAUCCAAGGUUGAUCAUUAAUGACGCAACACAAGUGCUGGCAAAACAACAUGUCUACUAAUUCUAAUUUUUAUCAACUUUAAAAAAAAUGCAAUAGUUUAUAUAAAAUUGAGUUUUAAAAAUAAGAUAAUUUAUUCAGCAUUUUCUUGUUAUCUUAAUUACCGCCACCAUAAAAUAAAAUUACCUCAAUUAUUUGGAGAAUGCACAAUUAUAAGCCAAGAAUUUUUGAGUUAUAUCGACAUUUAACAUUCACAUAACAUUCAGUAACCUGGAGGAGAUUAUUUUCGUUGGGUAAGUCUGUUUCUUUAUAUACUUUUUAAGUGCUUAACUAAAAAUAAUCUUUGCAAAACAUCAUCCUGUGUGUCUAAGUUUAAUGAAUAUAAUAACGUUAGCAUUGUUAUAACUUUUAAGAACCGGGAGAACAAAACUGAAAACCUAACUGGUAAAGAUUUUAUGUGUUGCUGUGACUAUCGAGGAAUCAAACACAUCGGACCUUGAUAAAGCUGCUGGUUGUUUCUAGUCAGUUCUCAGUCUUGGAACUCUCUUUAUUCCCAUUAAAAUACUGUCACAGUAUCUGGAAGACCCUCAGCCCAGACUUCUUUUUACGUUGUCAGUCACUUUUUCAUUAAAAUUAAAAACAUACAAAGAGAACAAAGUUUGUAAAAGAUCAUCUCACCUCACUCUUCCAGUCUCUUAUGAAAGUUCUCACUGAAACUCAAAAUUCUAAUGGAACCCUAAGGGUUUCGUGAAUCCCAGUUUAAAACUUUCCCUGGUGUAGCAGGAGGUUUUCAAAUCGGGUAAACUUCAUCAUCUUGGAAGACAUAGUUCAGCUACCUCUGCACCUCUAGUGUUUAUUUCUUAAACUGUAAUAUGUCAAUGUCUGAAAGUUGACAGAGAACUUGACUAACCUGCCAUGAAUAGUCGCCUAACCUCGCCUUUUUUCUUUUUCCCAUCUUACUUCUUUCUCUUCUUAAAUCUCUUUCUUCUAAUCUUUUUUAUUUAUUCUCGUCUCCCUCAUUGUAAGCCUCCUUCUGUCUCAUUAUAUGAAUAUUAGUAUGACUUUUCCUUUGGAAAUAAGACUACGUCAUUGAUUGUGGGUAAAGAAAUGUACUUUUUAUGUGGUUAAUAUUCUACGGUUUUUAAUUGCUCCUGAAGAAAAAAAAAAGGCUCGCAAAUAGCUAAAUACUGUCCAUAUAUCUGAGUACUGAAUAUGUAUCAAAACAUUAACGCUUCCUACAAGCUGAUACUGUGCUUGUGAAUCCAUACUCUAGUCCUCUCUCUAAAGGCAUUUGAAAAUACCUUUUUGUAGCCGUCAGACUAGGUCGUUUGGCGGUGGGAUGAAGGUGGGGUUAGUCUGUCUUGGCCUUGUUACACUCUCCGCACUCUAAUAAUUAUGUUCUAAUUGUUUUUUACGAAUUUCCAUUAACCAUGGGGGGAGUUGAAUGAUAGCUCUAGGCUUUUCAUGUUGCAAUCAACAAAUCAUCAGAUGCUUGCAAUGUUGCAGAAAAGAGGAGGAGGUCCAAGCAAUUACGAUCACAAGGAGCGCAAAGGCUCCCUGUAAUCGUAUGUAUUCUGUAUUUAUUGAUUUAUUUAGAAAAGAAAGACGAUAAUGUGUAUGUAAUGAAAGCAGCGCGGUGUAAAACUUUCUUCAGAACCUGUUUAUUGUAUUGUUGUAAUAAUAAUGAAACUGCGUAUGAAA